AACACAAGGCUGUGUGAUUGUGCUUGGAGCCAUGAUAACCAUUCUUUCAAGUUGUCUCUGCCUCUACCUACUUUUUACUCUCACGAGGUUCCUUCACAAGGUAUGGUGGAAACCAAUUCGUAUACAACAUUUCUUGGCGUCGCAGGGAAUCAAAGGUCCUUCUUACAAGUUCCUCCAUGGGAACACCAAAGAGAUCCUCAAGAUGAGAAUGGAUUCGACAAGGAAUCCCAUCGAUUUAUCACACCACGGUUACAUAUUCCCCAUAAUUCAGCCUCACACUUAUUCAUGGAUCAAGAUAUAUGGGAAGAAUUUUCUCAACUGGUAUGGUGCUAUACCUCAAUUGCUUAUUUCUGAACUUGAGCUUGUUAAAGAGAUACUAAGCAAUAAAGAUGGAGCAUACCGGAAAGUAAAGGUGGAAGGCUACGUGAAGAAGCUAGUAGGAGAUGGGCUUGUUACAUCAGAUGGUGAGAAAUGGUUGAAGCAACGAAAACUCGCCAACCAUGCUUUCCAUGCGGAAGGCUUGAAGGGUAUGAUUCCAGAAAUGAUCGCGAGUGUGGAAGUGAUGCUAGCAAAAUGGAGGCAUCAUGAAAGUGAGGAAAUUGAGGUCUAUAAUGAGUUCAAAGUUUUGACAUCAGAAAUAAUUUCGAGAACAGCUUUCGGAAGCAGUUACGUGGAGGGGAAGAUCAUAUUUGAGAUGUUGAGUAAAUUGGGUGUGAUUUUUAGUAGAAAUAAUUUUAAAAUCCGGUUUCCUGGCAUUGGGAAAAUUUUCAAGUCACAAGAUGACAUUGAAGCAGAGAAGAUAGAUCAGACAAUUCGCGAUUCUGCUGUGGCACUGAUAAAGAAACGCGAAGAGAAGGUGAAGUCAGGAGAAUCAGAAAGCUAUGGGAGUGAUUUUCUUGGAUCGCUUGUAAAGGUUCAUCAUGACGUCGACAAGAGCAGGAGGAUCACAGUAGAUGAUAUCAUUGAUGAGUGCAAGACAUUCUAUAUUGCUGGACAGGAACCAACUACUAGCUUACUUUCUUGGAGCAUUCUUCUUCUUGCAACUCACAAGGAAUGGCAAGAGAGAGCAAGAAAUGAAGUCCUCGAAUUGUUUGGCAAAGAAAAUCCAUUUCCAGAAGGCAUUGCAAGACUAAAGACUAUGAACUUGAUCAUAAAUGAAACUUUGAGGCUUUAUGGACCCAGUACAAAUAUUAGUAGAAGAGUUGAAAGGGAAGUGAGAUUGGGGAAACUAAUUCUUCCAGCUGACAUAGAGGUGCAUAUUCCACCUGUGGCACUUCACAGUAACCCUGAAAUAUGGGGACAAGAUGCUCAUCUCUUCAAACCAGAGAGAUUUGCAGAAGGGGUGGUUAAAGCAACCAACGACAACAUCAUGGCAUUUAUGCCAUUCGGUUAUGGACCUCGAACCUGUGUGGGAUUGAACUUUGCAACCACUGAAGUGAAGAUAGCACUCUCCAUGAUUCUGCAACGCUACAAGUUCACCCUUUCUCCGAAUUAUGUCCACUCGCCAAUUCAGAUUCUCAUUCUCCAGCCUCGAACUGGACUUCAAGUCAUGUUCCACAAAUUGUGAUUUAGAAAUUUUAGUAAUUUGCUUAUGUGGGUGCAAAUGCUUAUCAAUAAAACUACCCAUGAUUGCCUUGAUAA
Messenger RNA from Cornus florida, 1641 nucleotides. Its product is annotated as cytochrome P450 CYP749A22-like. The record is from RefSeq and is a predicted model, not a curated record. NCBI's taxonomy places the organism in Eukaryota, Viridiplantae, Streptophyta, Magnoliopsida, Cornales, Cornaceae. The transcript has 5 exons. Gene Ontology annotation, molecular function: oxidoreductase activity, acting on paired donors, with incorporation or reduction of molecular oxygen; heme binding; iron ion binding. The coding region runs from base 32 to 1567 and encodes 511 amino acids.